CGUGAUUACAUCAACAUUAUUGCUUAAUUAUGGGCAGUCAUAAUAUUUCACGCUUUACGCCAACAAACUAUUAACAGACCUUGCAUUUAUGUUCAUUCCGUAUAACUGACAUGGCUAUUGAAUCAAAGACGACAUCCGCUAUUACAUAGCGUUAAUAACAACAACCUGUAGGAGAGGUGUCACGCUGACAGAGAAUAUAAGCAGCUAAAACAUCAUUAAAGUGAUGAGAUACUGUACAUCUGAAAACAAGUUUUAAUUAAAACCAUCCAUCAUUAUUACAUCAUUAUUGUGCAGAAUUGAUAAUCUCGUUUUUAAACAUUUGAUUCUUUCGUGUUAUAUAUUGUGCACGGGACAUAAUUUAACCAGAUAGUUUUCAUUAUUAUUUUUGUGAAUCAAGGCUAAAAUCGACCUAAAUUGAUUAUUUAACAUUCGAUUAAAAAAACAAAAUCAAAAUAUGCGUUGAUUAUAUCAAAUAUCGUCUGUAGUGGAAACCCCAUCGUUCGGAAUGCGUUUGUACCUUAUUUGUGAUAUAUAUUUCCUAGUUGCUAUUCUUCAACAAAGAUAUUAUUUGUAUUUCGAGUUUAAUAAAUCAGCCAAUGAUCAUAUAAAUAAAAUAAACAAAAACUGUGAGGUAUUCCUAAAACUGAAUAAAGCCAUUUUAGAUGAAAUAGACCCUGUCAAUAAAUGUGAUUGCUACACCGAAGCCCCCUACAGCAGCAACAUCUUGCAUCAACUUGUAUGUUUUUUUCUACUUUGUUUAUCGAAUAGUGGUAUCAUCGGAAACUGUGAUGGUGAUCACCCAUCAAUAUUUAACACAAAUGUAAUUUAAAACCAAUUUCCGCAUGUCUCAGAAAACAUCUACAGCAAUUUACCAGUCCAUUACCGUGGAUGAACUGGAGUCCUGGUCCAGGGAACAUGGAGUCUAUGAGGAUUUUUCAUCUACAUCAGAUUGUAUGAAAUAUGAAUGGAUGAGACUAGGAUCGUUUAAAUCAUUUCCUAGACAAUCUGAAGGAAGACCAAUAAAAUUAGCUAAAGCUGGAUUUGUUUUUACUAGUACCAGAGAAGGAGAUGAUACUGUCACGUGUUUUACUUGUGGUGUUACUAAAAAUAACUGGUUGAAAUAUGAAGACCCACUCCAAGUCCACAAAGAUCUAAAUCCAAGAUGUCAUUUUAUGAAUAAUGAAUCUGAAAAUGUCGAUAUCCUAGUUCCUGGGGUGAUUGUUUAUGAUAAAAUAUUGAAAACCUUGCACGACACUUAUUGUUGCGGAUCCAGAAAUAAAGGGCCUGUAGUGUGUGACGAUUCAUCACCUAGGGACGACAGUGAACCGGUGGAUGCAAGUUCAGGUUCAGACCUCUCAUCCUCGGUUUGGACUACAGAUCAAAUACCGGAACAUGGGUGUCGAUUGACUGACGCUGUGUACAUCAGUUGGUCACAAAGUUUGACAAAUAAAGUGGUUACGACAAGUUCAGCUAGUGUUGUAUUAACAGCAGACUCUACCAGACAAACUAUGACAGCAGAAGAAGCAAGACUUAGAACAUUUGGAAACUGGCCAAGAUAUUUAGCUGUUAGACCUGCUGAACUAGCACGGGCAGGGUUUUACUAUCUUGGUUCCGCUGAUCGAGUACAAUGUGCCUUCUGUAGAGGUAUUUUAAGAGAUUGGGAAGAAGCAGAAAGUCCAGUAGCUGAACACUGGAGACAUUUUUCUAGUUGUGAAUUCUUGAGAGGAACCGACCAAUCUAAUGUUCCUAUUAUACCAAAUGAUAGUUAUAUACAUGAUUAUGUAUCAACUACCAAUGAUGACGCAUUAACUUUGAUCAUAGGUGGGCCAAGAAGGUAAUAGGUCAACAUUUGGAACCUCCAGGGGCGCCUGGACUUCCCCAUCUAGAAAACUGACUGUCAGAUUUGUAUUAUGAGUUAGCCAAGGGGUGAUUUGGGAUUGAAGCUAUGGACAAAGGAAUUGUAAAGGCUCUUUGCCCCCAUAGUACGCGAUUUGCCAUUAUUCUAGUACUAGGGUUUUUUGUUAAUUAGAUGGUGUUUUGGUGGUGGUUUAUGUUAAUUAAAUGGUGUUUUGGUGGUGGUUUUUAUGUUAAUUAGAUGGUGUUUUGGUGAUGGUUUAUAUUAAUUAGAUGGUGUUUUGGUGAUGGUUUAUAUUAAUUAAAUGGUGUUUUGCUGGUAAUUUUUGUCCUAGGGUUUUAUGUUGCUGUAAUCUGCUGUAUUUCCUCCUCAUUUUUUGAAUGAAUGAUAUGGUAUUUAACGUUUUAUUUUUCUUAUCAACUGAGAAAAUGAAGACGGCCAUACAGUACCCUGUGAGGACAAUUGUGUAAAAGGUUGUUUUAUAUCAAAGUGUAGCUGCGACAUUGAUAUUUCGUCCCAUUAAAACGAAUAGACAAGAAGAGGCCACUCUGGAAAAUCUUUCCCGGCCAGCACAGGGAUCAAAGCUCUUGCCUUCUGAAUAACGAGACAGCGGCUUACUCACUGAGCCACUGUGGUUUCAUCUUCACUUUGUGAAUGGUACAUUUAAUUAUAAUAAUUGUGAAUUGCUUUUUAAGAUCAAGAGACGAAGAAACCUAUUGCUUUUCUGCGAUUUCCUAUAAUUUAUAUACAGGGUUUAAAGUCAGGAGACGAUGAAGCCUAUUGAUUUUCAACUAUUUCCGAUAAUUACUGUCAGAGUUAUGGCCCUUGACCUCUUUGAAAAUUUUUAGAGAAUCUCUUGAGGCUGCAGUUUAUAUCAGACUUAUACACACUGUUUAAGGUCAUGAGAAGAAGACUCCUAUUCAUUUUCAACCAUUUCUAAUAAUUACUGCCAGAGCUAUGGCCCUUGAACACUUUGAAAAAACAUGUGGACGCUCUAGAGGCUAAAGUAAAUAUAAAAUGUUUAAGGUCAUAAGACAAAAAAUUGAAAUAAUUUCUAAUGAUUACUUAAUGGGUUAUUACUCAUAAUCAGAUUUUCGUGUGUUAUAAAUGCUCUUAUUCCUGACAAAAAGAAAAAAUAUGCGACAACCCUUGUUGACUGCAUGGACGACUUGGCUGCUGUAGGCAUAUGUUUCGUUGUCUGGCAACCUAUCGUUAUUUUUUAAAUAUCAUUGUUAUAUGUGCAUGUAGUAUCCUUCAAUAAAAAGUUUUUAUUCCCAA
Molecule: messenger RNA, 3133 nt
Organism: Patella vulgata (common limpet)
Lineage: Eukaryota; Metazoa; Mollusca; Gastropoda; Patellidae
Product: baculoviral IAP repeat-containing protein 2-like
Exons: 3
Coding region: 843-1838 (331 amino acids)
Biological process (GO): regulation of cell cycle; negative regulation of apoptotic process
Cellular component (GO): spindle microtubule; cytoplasm; nucleus
Molecular function (GO): cysteine-type endopeptidase inhibitor activity involved in apoptotic process
Source: RefSeq, a predicted model, not a curated record